Molecule: messenger RNA, 640 nt
Organism: Tachysurus fulvidraco (yellow catfish)
Lineage: Eukaryota; Metazoa; Chordata; Actinopteri; Siluriformes; Bagridae
Gene: cxcl-c13b
Exons: 4
Coding region: 96-473 (125 amino acids)
Biological process (GO): immune response
Cellular component (GO): extracellular region
Molecular function (GO): chemokine activity
Source: RefSeq, a predicted model, not a curated record
UUACCUCAGCAGUGAAGGAAUUUUCAGGGAGUGGCUGGGAAACCCCAUUCACACAGUUUAAAAGCAACUCUGUACAAAACACUGGCAGUGUUACAAUGAAGUCCAUGCUACACACUUUCUCUGCUCUUCUGGUUCUGGGAAUCUGCAUCCACUUCACACAGUGUCAGCAUGUUCCUAAGCGAUGCACAUGUGUAAAGUCCAGGAACGGAGUACUGGGACCAUUUUCAGAUUUCACACUCACUUUAAAAAGACCUGGAUGCACGAGAGACGAGAUCAUAGUGAUCCUGAAGAAGGACAACCGAAAGUUGUGUCUAAGUCCUCACGGACCUCAAGGCAAAAGACUGUUGAAAUGCUGGCACAGAAAACAGGAAGAGGGCAAAAAUGUGAAGACAUGCAUGGGAAGACUCAGACCACGACAAAAGAAAAAGCAGCGUGCCAAAUCGAAAGAGAAAAAGAUAACCAGUGCAGCAUGAUGGCAGCUAAUGUGGUCCUGUAAACACACUGCUUUUAGUAAUCACUAGCUUCAUUUGUAUUUGUAUAUAUGUAGUGGAAUGGUAUAGGUUUAAUUUUUUUUUUUUUUUUUUAAAAAACAAACUUUAGGCUGGCCUAAAGGACUGUCUUGUUAAAGCUAGGUAAAAAU